This is a messenger RNA of Nothoprocta perdicaria, 3342 nucleotides long. It is a transcript of the gene R3HDM2, whose product is annotated as R3H domain containing 2. The transcript has 26 exons. Bases 82 to 3204 code for a protein of 1040 amino acids. The record is from RefSeq and is a predicted model, not a curated record. Gene Ontology annotation, molecular function: nucleic acid binding. NCBI's taxonomy places the organism in Eukaryota, Metazoa, Chordata, Aves, Tinamiformes, Tinamidae.
CUCUCCCACUGCUCACGAGUGGGGCCUGACUGGGGACUGGUGCCUCAGAGGUGCCCGCUUCUCCGUGGUAGGACUCUGAAGAUGUCCAAUAGCAACACGACGCAGGAGGCUCUGGAAAUAAUGAAAGAGUCAGAAAAAAAGGUGGUGGAAGAAUCUGUGAACAAAACCAAAUUUGUAUCCAGGUCGCCAAGCAAGGAGGAGGCGGAAAAGGAUGGUGGGGAGGAGAUAAAUGUGCGUCAGGAAUCUCAGAGACGAAGUUCAAGUCAUGGACACGCUAGAAAAAGAGCCAAGUCUAAUUCAAAGCUUAAACUGGUCAGGAGUUUGGCUGUGUGUGAAGAAUCAUCUAGCCCCUUCGUAGAUGGACUGCUGGAGUCUCAGGACAUCAUUCAGUUGCACAUUAGCUGUCCUUCUGACAAGGAAGAGGAGAAAUCCAUGAAGGAUGGGGCUGAAAAAGAAGAAAAAGACAAGAAUAAAGAAAAAGCACCAAGGAAGAUGCUGUCUCGAGAUUCCAGCCAGGAAUAUACAGACUCCACUGGAAUAGAUUUGCAUGAAUUUUUAGUAAAUACACUGAAAAAAAACCCAAGGGAUAGAAUGAUGCUGCUAAAGUUAGAACAGGAGAUUCUGGAAUUUAUUAGUGAUAACAACAAUCAGUUUAAGAAGUUCCCUCAGAUGACCUCAUAUCACAGGAUGCUGCUGCACCGGGUAGCUGCCUACUUCGGCAUGGACCAUAACGUCGAUCAAACCGGGAAAGCCGUCAUCAUCAACAAGACCAGUAACACCCGAAUCCCUGAGCAGAGAUUCUCUGAGCACAUCAAAGAUGAGAAGAAUGCAGAAUUCCCACAGAGAUUCAUCCUAAAACGGGAUGAUACCAGCAUGGACCGGGAUGAUAAUCAGAUGAGACUCCCCUUGCAGGAUGGGAGGAGGAGCAAAUCUAUAGAAGAGCGAGAGGAAGAGUAUCAGCGGGUCAGGGAGCGGAUAUUUGCACGAGAGACUGGCCAGAAUGGAUAUCUCACUGACAGCAGACUCUCCAAAGAAGGCUUUUCUUCUAGUUCUCACAAACGGAGGCAGAUUUUUAGGGGCAACCGGGACAGUUUGCACCGGGCCUCGGGCAGCCGUCAGAGCAGCACCGAGAGCGACAUCAAGUCGCUGGAGCCGCGGCCCUGGAGCAGCACAGACUCCGACGGCUCCAUCCGCAGCCUGCGACCCCCCGUCACCAAAGCCAGCAGCUUCAGCGGCAUCUCCAUCCUGACACGGGGGGACAGCAUUGGGAGCAGCAAGGGCAGCGCUGCCAGCAGAACGUCCCGGGCAGGUCUGGUCCUCGGUGCCCCCGAUGCCUGCAGCCAGUCGCCGUCUUCGCAGCCCAGCCGGGGCCUCCUGCCCUGCGCCGCCCAGCAGCCUCAACCGCAGUCACCGCAGCAGCCUCCACCGCAGACGCAAGGGCUGCCCCCCACGGCCCAGCAACAGCCAGCCAUGAGCAACCACAUGAUGUCGCAGCCGGUCCCAGCGCUGCAGCCUGUUCAAUAUUCUCCAAGCUCCUGCCCCCAAGUCCUCUUGCCAGUCUCUCCACCCCAGCAGUACAACAUGGGUGAUGAACUCAGCAACCCCUUCGGGCAGAUCAGCCUCAGUCGGCAAGGCUCGGCAGAAGCACCGGAUCCUUCCUCGGCCAUGUUCCAGUCGUCCCUCAUCUCCCAGCACCCGCAGCAGACGGGAUUCCUCAUGACGUCUCCUGGGCAGCCCAUUUCCACCUCCAACUACUCGGCCUCGGGGCACACGCCCCCCACACAGCAGGUGCUGCAGCCCCAGAGCUACAUUCAGCCUCCCCAGCAAAUUCAGGUUUCUUACUACCCUCCCGGGCAGUACCCGAACUCCAGCCAGCAAUACCGAUCUCUCAGUCACCCAGUGGCCUACAGCUCCCAGCGCACCCAGCAGCUCCCCCAGCAAUCCCAGCAGCCUGGUUUACAGCCAAUGAUGUCCAACCAGCAGCAAACCUACCAAGGUGUCAUGGGGGUGCAACAGGCGCAGCCCCCCGGCCUCCUCGGCAGCCAGAGGAGCAGCAUGGGGAGCCAGAUGCAAGGCCUAAUGGUCCAGUACACUCCACUGCCUUCGUACCAGGUCCCCGUGGCCAACGAGUCGCAGAACGUGGUCCAGCAGCCCUUCCAGCAGCCAGUGCUUGUCCCGGCCAGCCAGUCCGUUCAGGGGGGGCUCCAAGCUGGAGGGGUUCCCAUCUACUACAGCGUCAUCCCAACUGCCCAGCAGAACGGCACCAGCCCUUCCGUGGGGUUCCUUCAGCCUCCUGGCUCUGAGCAGUAUCAGAUGCCACAGUCGCCCUCGCCCUGCAGCCCGCCGCAGAUGCAGCAGCAGUAUUCAGGGGUGUCUCCGUCAGGCCCUGGUGUGGUUGUGAUGCAGCUGAAUGUACCCAACGGCCCCCAGCCCCCCCAGAACCCCCCCGUGGUGCAGUGGAGCCACUGUAAGUACUACAGCCUGGACCAGCGGGGCCAGAAGCCGGGAGACCUCUACAACCCAGAGAGCAGCGCUCAGGCCGGCGCCCAGCUCACCAGCCCCAUCAGCUCCCCGACGCAGUCCCCGACGCCGUCUCCUGUCACCAACCUCAACAGCGUCUGCACGGGGCUGAGCCCCCUCCCGGUGCUCACGCAGUUCCCCCGGCCCAUGGGGCCAGCACAAGGUGACGGGCGUUACUCGCUGCUGGGCCAGCCCCUGCAGUACAAUCUGUCCAUCUGCCCCCCGCCCCUGCUCCACAACCAGCCCAACUACAGCGCACACCAGGGGCAAACUGGAAUGAAACAUGGAAACCGGGGCAAGAGACAGGCCCUCAAGUCGGCGUCCACUGACCUCGGGACCAGCGACGUAGUGCUGGGCCGCGUGCUGGAGGUGACGGACCUGCCCGAGGGCAUCACGCGCACCGAGGCCGACAAGCUCUUCACCCAGCUCGCCCUGGCGGGCGCCAAAAUCCAGUGGCUCAAAGAGACUCAGGGGCGGCGCGGGGACGGGGACGGCAGCGGCCCUGCGGAGAACGGCCGGCACCCCGACCUCGCUGCCUUAUACACCGUGGUGGCCGUGUUCCCCAGCCCGCUGGCCGCCCAGAACGCCUCCCUGCGCCUCAACAACUCGCUCAGCCGCUUCAAGCUGCGCGUGGCCAAAAAGAACUACGACCUGCGGGUGCUGGAGCGCGCCAGCUCGCAGUAGGGCUCGCCUGGGCCCCGAGCACACUGGACUGCGGGCGCUUCCGUCUCUCUUCCUUCCCGCCCUUCCUUCCUCUCACCCUCCUUCCCUGGAUAUAUUUAUAUGGACAUAAUUAAGAGACAAAGAAAUUGAUUUUUUUUU